AUGAAUGAUUCAUUGCAAUUCGAUGAAAAUUUAUCAGAAGAGUCUUUAGACGAGAAUGCUUCAGUCCUGGCAGUGACCAAAUCUUUAAACCUUGCUAAGAACAUGUCCUACUCUCCUUUCCAUUUCAAACUAGAAGAUUGAGAAAGGAGCAAAUCCAAGUCUACUCCUAUUAAACUAGAAGUUGGAAAAAAUUCUAAAGAAGAAAGCAAAAAUAUAGAAGUUCCAACCACGAGACUUCCUUUUGUAAAAUCGAGCAAGAUUAAAUCAUCGUCUUGGUCAAACUCAAAAAGAAAAAUGAAGAAUUUACCUCUUCAAAAAAUGAAACGAAUGUCUAUAGCAAACCACUCUAUUCAGGAUGCUCAUACCAAGCAGAGAGUGAGAGCAGAGCAUCACCCGGAGAGAGAAAUCACUAUGAAAGACUUGAUAGCGCCUAAAAGCUUCUCAGGUUCAUUAUUCUCUUAA
Messenger RNA from Moneuplotes crassus, 462 nucleotides. Lineage: Eukaryota; Ciliophora; Spirotrichea; Euplotida; Euplotidae. The record is from the annotation of a GenBank genome assembly.